UGUUUGUGGCGGUGGUGGUGGUUGUGGUGGUUGUAGUUGUUGUGGUGGUGGCUGCUGACGAGCGGGGGAGGGGUCCCCACAGUCACGAACUCGGUGCGGAAGAGAUUGCGUAACAGCAGCAGCAGCACAUGACCGCCCGGAGACUGUUACAAAAGCACAACAGCGGCGGCAACAACAACAACAACACACCGUAACAACGUGCGAGUGACACGGAACGAAACGCGGAGAACUCCACCGGGAAAUGUCGGCGGAGGGCGAGCCUGGAGCGGUCGCAGGCGCGGGGAUCGGCGGGGCUGCGUCGGACGCGGCUGGAGACGGCGGCGAGACCGGGGAUCUGAACGCGGAGCCCGUGGCCCAGGCCGUGCCUGAGGGACCAGAGGAUCGGGCCGUGGUGGAGUCGCGGGACCGUGAGAGGCAGGCCGUGUUUGAAGAGGCGGGAACUCGUGUCGGACUGCCUGGAGGCGAGGCCGGGCCGCGUGGGCCCCAGAGUCGGGCCGCGACCUCCGAGGCGCGGGCUGGGCCGGGAGAGGCAGGAAAUGGGACCAUGGAGACGGGGCGACGUGAGGGCCAACGCCGGUGUGAGGGAACGGGGGAUGGGACCGUGGAUCGUGAAACGUACACCGAGGACCAGGACGAGCUGAAACAGAUUGGAGAUGGACCCAUAGAGGACUGUGCUGGGUCUCCGGCGCCAGAGGCACGGGCAUUAGAACCUGAGAACUUUGCUGGGGCUCGAGAGCCCCGGGAUCAGACGAUGGAGUCGGAGGAGCCUGAGGAGCAGCCUGGAUCCGAGGAACCCGUGCAUUGGGACGUGGACCCCAAGGAUCAAGCUGGGCUGGGAGCGCCAGAGGAUCAGGCCAUGACGCCUGAACAGGACCCUGAGGACCAGGCCGGGCUGGGAGCGCCAGAGGAUCAGACCAUGACGCCUGAACAGGACCCUGAGGACCAGGCUGGGCUGGGAGCGCCAGAGGAUCAGGCCAUGACGCCUGAACAGGACCAUGAGGACCAGGCUGGGCUGGGAGUGACAGAGGAUCGACCCAUGAUGCCUGAACAGGACCCUGAGGACCAGGCUGGGCUGGGAGUGACGGAGGAUCAGGCCAUGACGCCUGAACAGGACCCUGAGGACCAGGCUGGGCUGGGAGUGACGGAGGAUCAGGCCAUGACGCCUGAACAGGACCCUGAGGACCAGGCUGGGCUGGGAGUGACAGAGGAUCGGCCCAUGAUGCCUGAACAGGACCCUGAGGACCAAGCUGGGCUGGGAGUGACGGAGGAUCAGGCCAUGAUGCCUGAACAGGACCCUGAGGACCAGGCUGGGCUGGGAGCGCCAGAGAAUCGGCCCUUGACGCCUGAACAGGACCCUGAGGACCAGGCUGAGCUGGGAGUGCAAGAGGAUCAGACCAUGACGCCUGAACAGGACCCGGAGGACCAGGCUGGGCCAGACCAAACAGACGAUGAAGCCACAGAACAUAAAGGAGAAAUUGAAGACCAGGCAGAACCAGAGGAGCCAGAGGAUCGGAUGAUGGACUCUGAGGACCAAAUUAGGCCAGGAGAUGUAGAAAACUGCACCGUAGAGUCGGUGAAACUUGAAGACCAGUCUGGGUGUUCUGAGGAGCCAAAGGAUCAGGACAUUAACACUGAGGACCAUGGGUUGGGAAGAUCAAUUGAUCAAAACAUGCAGUCGGGAGACCUUGAAGAUCAGACUGUGACAAGAGAAUCAGAGGAUCGGACCGUAGAUCCUGAAAUACAAGUUGAGUCUGAGAAGGCGGAUGAUCGAACCGUGGAGCCUGAGAACUUGACUGGGGAUGAGGAAACAAAGAAUCAGAACACAGCGUUGGGAGAACAAGCUAAGCAAGAAGAGCCAGAGGAUCGGAUUUGUGAGCCUGAGGAAGUCUCUCCUGAGCAACUCGGCGAACCGACCAUAGAUUAUGGGAAUCGGAUAGCAGAGCCAGAGGCACUGGCCCGGCAGGGACACCAUGGGGCCCUGACCGUCCCAGGCCACUUGGUCAAACUCAAGGAGCGUGGCGACUUGGUUUGGCCACUGGAGGCAGAAGAUCUAGCUGGGAAGCCGGAGGAGGCCGGGGAUGAAUUAGUGGAACCGAUAGAGUUCGGGGAUAUGGCCAAGCCAGAAAGUGUCCGGACUGGGAGUAUGGGAGAACAUGGGAAUUGGCGUCGGGAUCCCAUGCUUGGAGCCUGGCCAAAGGAACCCAGGAUUCAGGGAGAGCCAGGAGACCUCAUUGACGUGGCCUUGGAUCAAGAUGAACCCAUGAAUCAACCCAUUGAACAAGGGGAGCCCAGGGGCCUGACCAGGCCUCGAGAUCUUGGGAACCAGGCAAUUAGGUCCUGGGAUCUGAUUGGGCCGGGGGAGGAUGGGGAAAAGCUGCUUGGCAUGACCGAGGACCCUGAGGACUCCUUGGGGUCCGUGGAUUCCGGGGCCCAUGUUUACCAUGUGUAUGCGCGCCGCUGGUUCGUGCUGGCGGUCCUGUGCCUGCUCAACUUAUCCAAUGCCCUGAUUUGGCUGAGCUUCGCGCCCAUAGCAGACAAAGCUGCCACGUUCUUUGGCAUCUCACUGGCGCAAGUUAACUGGCUGGCGAUCGUCUUUCUGGUUGCCUGCAUCCCAUGUGGCAUAGUGGCCUCAUGGUCCAUGGACAGCAUUGGCUUGCGUGUAACGCUGGUGCUGGGCUCGUGGCUGAACGCGCUGGGGAGCGUGCUGCGAGCGCUGUCCGAUCACCCGCUCAUGCCCACGGCCCUGAAGGGCUUCCCGCUGCUAAUGACGGGACAGACACUGGGAGCGCUGGCACAGCCCUUCCUGCUCUUCGCCCCCACCAAGUUAGCUGCUGUGUGGUUUCCCGACAGCCAGCGAGCAACGGCCAACACCCUGGCCUCUAUGUCCAACCCCCUGGGAAUUCUGCUGGCCAAUGUGCUGUCCCCUACCAUCGUCUAUGAAGCAGAUCAGAUGCCUAUGAUGCUGUACCUGUACUGCCUGCCGGCCGUGCUGGCCUGCGCCCUGGCCACGUGUGGGGUGUGCAGCGGCUCGCCUCCCACACCCCCCUCCCUCGGAGCCACCCACCCCACCGGCGAGCCAUUCUGGCGCAGCGUCAAAGCGGUGAUGACCAACAAGCCGUACCUCGUGCUGUUCUUCUGUUUUGGUGCCGGCGUGGCCCUGUUCACCGCCUUCACAACGUUGCUGGAGCAGAUCCUGUGCUCGCGGGGAUACUCGGACAGCUUCUCAGGGCUGUGUGGAGCGCUGACGAUCGGGUUCGGAAUCAUCGGUGCUGGGCUGGUAGGCUUCUACGUCGAUCGCUCCAAGAAAUUUGUGGAAGUAGCCAAGAUCAACUUCUGCCUGGCAGCGUUGGCGGCCUGCGUGUUUGCGAUGGUGUGUGGCAUGCGCGAGCAGGAGUAUGUGAUUGCCGUGGCGUGCUGCGUCUUCGGGAUGUUCGGCUUCUCCAUUUAUCCCGUGUGCAUGGAGCUGGGUGUCGAGUGCACCUACCCAGUCGGGGAGGCCACCAGUUCGGGCAUCCUCUUCAUCUCAGGGCAGCUGCAGGGCGUGCUGUACAUCGUGCUGAUGCAGGUGGUCGCGCGACCGCUACCGGCCACAGCCGUCCCCACCGCCGUGUGCCAUGGCAAUGGCAUGACGCCGCAGGACUGGACCGUCUCCGUAUUGCUGUUUGCCGGGAUUGCCAUGCUUGGCGCGUGCUGCAUGGUGGUGGCAUUCCGGACCGAGUACCGGAGACGAAAAGCGGAGGCUGUGGAGUCGUCGGAGAGUGAGCCGCUCCUUGUGUGAGCCAAAGAGGGUUGAAUUCAUCACCCGCAUUCUGUUCAAAGAUGGAUGAAAGCCACGGUUCUUCCCACUCCUGCCUGUCAACCAAUCUCAUCGUUGCGUCUCGCACGUAUAGAUUCAUAUAAAUCAUCCACAUAUAGAGAUCCCUCAAUUAACCCAGACAGAGAAUGAGCUGAUUUUUGCAUGAUGCUCAGUCCACUACCUCAUUUGGGGGAAGAAGUUCUUCAAAUACACAUUUUUAAAGAAAAUUUCUUAGGAUUACCAUAGUAAUUUUAAUCUUUUACAUCAUAUAGUAAGUUUAUAAUUUACACACGAAUCGUAUAUUUCAUACUUUACACCUGGUAAAAACUAACGGUACUUAGUAAACGAAUCUCUUGGUAAUGUUUUUUUUAUAUUAUUAGGCUGCACGUAGUUACUGAAGCAGCAAUGUUUUAUCGUAUUUUAAUUCGCAGGGUAUGUGAUGGUUCAGUGAGUGGAUUGAUGUCAGAUUUUUUAAGCAGAGGGACAUGAGCUUUAAUACCACGAUGUUUGCUGCUGUUGGGCUUGGUUGCUUCUGUACUGAGCUGUGUCAAACCCCCCCUGGGCCAAGCUACCGCAAGAUCAUAAUUAGCGUAUGGAUGCCGUAGUGUGAUGCCUCAUCUUUUCGAGAUGGGAGUUCACUGUAAUUAUUCUCAUUUGUAAAUACAUGUUUACAAUGUGUGGGGCUGCCCAGCAGAGUGGAGACUCUUGGCACGAUGCCUGGCACUGGUGGCUGCAAAAUCAGUCGCAUUCCAAGCCCCAGAACAAACAUCGUCCCUGACAGUGGUCAUGGAAAGACAACCCAUGCUUUCUUUCAACCAACUAUUUUGUACUCUCGCAGCAAGUUUCGGGCUUUGCUUUCGAUGCUUUGUCACAUCAUCCUCGACGGCGCAAGCAGAACUUUAUUUUCAUUGGCCACACAGAAAGAGGACUCCUUUUUGGUAGUUUACAGCCCUUUAAGCUGAUGCAAGACACUUUAUAUUUGUAAAGACCAAUGAUAUUAAAAAUCUACUUCAUUUAAAAUAUAUAUCGACCAUGACUAUGCAGUAUGUUUAGUUUGAUGAAAGAAAAUAUUUUUUGUAAAACAUUUUGGAAUGUGUUUUUACGUAAAUUCCUGUUGUGUAAAUGAUAUGGUGACAGUGUUGUUUUGUAAAUGGCGGUGUAUUAUGUAAAUACUGUAGGUGUUGCACUACUUUUUGUCCUGUCUACCCUAGAAUGUGUAAUGCCCUGAUAAUGCAAAAGGUUCAGAGACUGGGGAGUCUGAUCACUGUGAUAACUGAUUUCACAAUAGUGGUGUUUAAUCUGCUUGGUAUCAAUUCAUCCUUGUUUUCUAGCUUUCUGGUUGGGACGCGCAUCGCGGAUAUUUGCCCUACAAUUAAUCCACAGGACGAGGAUUAAUUCAGUUGCCAUACAUAUGUCCAGUUUGGUCAUUAUAAUUACAGUAAUAAAUGAACACUACGAAUCACGAGUAUUUGUUGGGAGCACAAAAACCAUAUGCCAAUGAAGGUUUUCAGUCACCUUGCAAAGGCAGUGGAUUGUGCAUUGAAGCCCUUGUGAAAUGGCCGCCUGGUAUGAGAAAUGCUGAUGUCAACUUGAGGCUGGGGCAAUAGUGGUGGCGUAGACACUGAAUCCAGGGUUUGUCUUGUGAAGAGACAUAACAUGAUCUGCAAGGACAGUGAUCAAUAGCGGCAAGCAAGUGACGGCAGGACCUCUAAGGCAACGGUCAGAUUGCCAAGGUCGGGUUUUGCUAGCGUGUCGAGUUGUGGAUUUGCGGCAAUUGAAACUUAUCCUCGCGAACGAGUUAAUGAACUAAUCUCGAUUACCCUGAAGUUAAACAGCGGUGUCAGCACUGUUUGCUUUGUGGUGCCGGCUGGGUUAAAUGUGAUUUGCAUGUUUUCUGAAGGCAAUUGGGUGAUGGUGGGUUUCCUGUGAGCCCACUGGUGUGGCAAUGGCAGGGUAAAAUCUCUCGUCCAUGCCGUGUACAUUAUGCGGGUCACCCCUGUGAGUUACAGAUUAUGAUAAUCAGCUUACCGCUCGGGUAUACCUGCUAUAAUACAAACAUUCAUACGCCUAGCGUACCGAAGGCAACGUGAGCAACGCACGUUUUUUUACUUGGUCUGUUAUACGAAGCUUUAAACACUGGCUCGCAUCAAGUCGUAUCCCACGGACAGAUUUUGCGCCAUUCUGUUCGCUUUCUGGUUUUUGUGUAAAAAUCAAACUGGAAUAAACACUUGAACAAAAUGGAA
Molecule: messenger RNA, 6039 nt
Organism: Petromyzon marinus (sea lamprey)
Lineage: Eukaryota; Metazoa; Chordata; Hyperoartia; Petromyzontiformes; Petromyzontidae
Gene: SLC49A3
Product: solute carrier family 49 member 3
Biological process (GO): transmembrane transport
Cellular component (GO): membrane
Molecular function (GO): transmembrane transporter activity
Source: RefSeq, a predicted model, not a curated record